CGAUUCACAUGCGCAGUGCAGCGGCUGAAGCUUCCGCUCGCUGGGUAUAAAUUUGGAUGAACUCCAUGUGUAUCAUCACUCAAUUACCUUCUUCUCAACGAGGAAGCUAAGGGCAAUGGACUUGCACCAGGGAAGUUUCUGAUCAAGGACCAUUCCACCGGACCUUCAUCUCUGGCAUCCACUUUUUGACCUUCAGCUAUUGACAGUAGAGCUGAAGAUCCAGACAGAUAACAAAAAUAAAUAAAAUGAUGGAAACGUAUUCUGAAUUUUGCAUGCAUGAGUUGAGUGUCUUCGGUGGGGCUUUGAAAGGUGGUGAGGUUGUGCUUGUGUGCUUCUUUUGCCUGCAGUUCUUUAGUUUAAUGGCUGGUCGACGAGACGGCAGGGUGUGCAGUGCCACGGUCGAGCUGAAGAGGGACUUUCGUCGAGCACUUUGUUGUGAUCUUGCGGGAUACUGAGUGAGUGAGUCAGCAAGGCGGCGUUUUGAUGGGAAGCAGAGGGUCGGAGGGACCUGACCGGCCGUCGCCGCGCGUGCCGCUGUACCUGCGGAGCACGGCCUGCUCUGAGGCUAACAGCGUGCGUCACCGCCCGGCUGCGGCCGCCGCCGCCGCCGGCCGCAGUGUCAAGGUGUCGUCCCUUGGCGGCUCGCAGGAGAGGAAGCGGGGCACGAGGGUGGUGGAGCUCGAGACGAAGCUGAGCAAGUCCCAGGCGGAGCUGAAGAAGCUAAAAGAGCGUCUGGCCGAGGCGGAGGCCGCCAAGGUCGAGGCUGAGCAAGCUCUCGCAAAGGCGAAGAAGCGGACCCCACUCGCUGCCGCCGUCGCCGUGGACGCGAAGGCGGAGGAGGAAACGCCUGCUCAGGCUCCGGAUUAUCGACUGGAAGAUGUUCGACAAAAUGUCAACGAGGAGGAGACCGUCACUUCCCCGGCGACUAUGGACGUGUUCGAAAUAGUAGUGCUGGCCGAGCCCGUCCCGCCGGAGGAUGAAGUCGACGACGAGCAGAGGAAAGAGGAAAAGGUGACGGAGAAGCAGCAAGAGGAGGAGACAAAGGCAAUGAUUGAGAAAUUAGAGAGACAUGAAGACAAUGAGACUGCUGCUGCUGCUGCUGCUGCUGUUGCAGAGGAAGAGGAAGAAGAGAAGGAAGUAGUCAUUCUAAAAGCCAAGCUUUUGGAGAAGGAGAGGGAAGUGGCAGUUCUACUCGAAGAAAACAAGAUCUUCAAUAUCAAAGCAGAGGAGGAAGCCAAGCAACUUGCAGAAUCUGCUCAGGCCAAGCAAGAACACCUCGCGGCACAGCUGAAUUCGAUAGAGAAGAAACUCAAAGACAGCAAAACCAAAGAGCAGCAAUUGAGCUCGCAGCUGGAGGCGGCAGAAGGCAGCAAGGCGACAUUGGAGAUGGACUUGAAGCGGAUGAAGGUGCAAAUCGAGCAAUGGCGGAAGGCCGCAGAGGCGGCCGCGGAGGUACUAGCCUCCGCCGGAAACGAUGCAAGUGAGGAGAUGAGUGACAGAAUCUUAGCUGAGCGUUGCAGCUCAAUGGACAAAUACCUUGAGGCCGAUUACAGAAACUGGGAAUCGCCAUCGAUCGACGAAGAUAUAGACGAGGAUGGCAGCGGCGGCGGAUGGGGAAGGAGGAAGGGUGCCGGUGUGCGGAUGUUCGGAAACCUUUGGAAGAAGAACCAGCAUAAAUGAAGUGAUAGUAGUAGUUCAUCACCCCCUUUGCUCAGUCUUCCUAUCAGUUUAGCUUCUUAUGCACUGGCCUGUGAACUCACCAAUCAAACAUGGAAGGUAGUAAGGUUAUCAGGGUUGAUGUUGUCUAUGUAUAUUCUAAAGCUCGAUAUGGAGCUUCGAAUGUUGAGCAAGAUGUUGAAAUUAUGUUGGGAAAGAAGUUGUCUA
Molecule: messenger RNA, 1884 nt
Organism: Zingiber officinale
Lineage: Eukaryota; Viridiplantae; Streptophyta; Magnoliopsida; Zingiberales; Zingiberaceae
Product: interactor of constitutive active ROPs 4-like
Exons: 3
Coding region: 484-1680 (398 amino acids)
Source: RefSeq, a predicted model, not a curated record